This is a messenger RNA of Ixodes scapularis (black-legged tick), 1104 nucleotides long. RefSeq lists its product as uncharacterized. NCBI's taxonomy places the organism in Eukaryota, Metazoa, Arthropoda, Arachnida, Ixodida, Ixodidae. The transcript has 4 exons. The record is from RefSeq and is a predicted model, not a curated record. Bases 1 to 1104 code for a protein of 367 amino acids.
AUGACGUGGCACAUCUACUACAUCAGAACCUUUACGGGAUCCCUCAAGAUCUUCCAGGUGAUGGCGGCGCUGUUAGUCAUCGUUUUCUUGUCGAUCGCCCACUACAGCACGGACACGAACUACCUGACAAUGCGGCCCGCCGCCCUGCUUAUGGCGAUGGUCAGUUUUAGCUUCUUCAUCACCAGCUUGGUCAUCUUCAUGUCCGUCGUGAUGGGCAGCACGGACGUGCCUUAUUCUAUAUUCUACCGAGUGCACGGUGUACUCGCCACGGUCGGCUUCGUUGUCUCCGGUCUCACGUACGUCAGUCAAGGGGAUCGUGCGUCGCCCUCCAGAGCGGGGUCUAUCGCGGCGUCCCUGAGUAUCCUCAACAGCCUCACCUUCUUCGCGGACACCGUGAUAGCGUACGAGCCGCCCAUUGAUAACCCAAAUGUAUCAGAAAGCAAAAGAAAAAAACGAUCAUACCUCGAUCACUUUGCAGAUGACGUGUACCUGGCAAACGAAUACCUGGACGAAGUACUGCGCUCUCUUCAGAUGGACCGCACCCUUCUGGCGGCCAUUGAUCCACUAACCAUUCCAGAGUUCGGCGAGAGUAGCGUCACAAUCACGAACGGCCGGGUGUUGGGCUUGUCCGCCAUCAACCGAAAUGGCAACAGCAGCGUCCACUACGGCCUAGGCAGCGUCAUUGUGUCGGCCCCGAUUGUGGUUCCCGGUGUCCUUUUCACCGGUCAGCACAAGGUGUCCAAGUUUGGCAUUUCCAUCUCCGGGGACAUCGAAGCCAAAGUGGAUAACGUCCAGAUAUUCAUUUUCUACAGAGCUCCCAGAAACGGCGGUGAAGCCCGCCUGGAAUCUUUUCAGGUGGAGGAACUGAAUGGGCUGAAAGUGACGCGAAUCACAGGCGUGUCGAAGGCCUUUAAUUGGGUGCUGAAGAUAGUGGCAAAUCGAGUUGCCAGACAAUUCCAAGGAAAGAUUAUCAACACACUGCAAACGGAAGCGUCAAAAUUUAUAUCCUCGCAGGUUGACAAGACGAGGUUUCCGCCUCUUUCUGGGAACGGUAGCAGCGAUCAAAUGGAGACGUUCGCAUAUGGAAUCUCACCCCAAUUUUGA